AUGAGUGAUAUUAAAAAACUACCAAAAAUUUGUGAGAUUUGUGGCGAAAAAGCUAAUGGCCGUAAUUUUUCGGUCAUAAGUUGCGAGUCGUGUAAAGCAUUUUUCCGUCGAAAUGCAUUCAAAGAAUCAUUGGAUUGUCCAUCAAAUGGCAAUUGUAUUAUAACAGCAAAGACACGAAAGUUAUGUCAAAAAUGUCGUCUAAAUAAAUGUUUUACCGCCGGAAUGAAAAAAGAAAUGUUGAAAAACAUUGAGGAAAGAGAGUCAAGAAAAAAGUUAGUCGAAGAAAAUCGACAGAAAAAACAACUAAAACAACAACAAUAUUGUGUUGAAGACAACAUCCGUUCAGUGGAGGAGUCGUCCACAAUGACUACCGGUUCGCCACAAUCACAGACAUCUCCACCACAUAUCGACACUGAUAUCAUACCUGACGAUAACGACUGUAAUGAUUAUCUGAUGAAAAUAAUUGACAGCACAUUGAUUAUCAGCGACGAUGAGCUCAGGGAUCAGAUUCAGAUGGAAAACUUUGAUGAUGACGAUAUCAUCGACAACAACGAGUUGGCCGAUAAAAACACUACUUACAGCAUAUUUGACGGCACACUACCAUUGGAACGGCUGAUGAGAUUAAAGCAUAGAGUGGUUCCCAUAUAUCGGGAACUGGUCGACCAUAACGGCCUGAAUCAGUUGGAGACCAACCGUAUCACUGAAAUUAUAGACUCAUCCGCAAAACUAUUCCAGUUUACACUCUGUAAGGACAACAUAAUCAAGAUGUCAAACAUGUUGGAAGUGAUACAACUGUCCGCACGAAUUACUGAACAGUCGGUCAUGAAUUGUAUUAAUUUUACAAAAAGUUUACAAUCAUUUAGAAAUUGUUGUCCGGAUGACCAGUUGUCGCUAAUCAAGUACGGGUGCGGAGAGAUAUUGUUUGUCCGGUCCAUCGAUUUUUAUGAUAAAAAACUAAAAAAUUUUAUCAUACCUAUUGAUUCAAAAACAUCAAUAUAUGCCGAUAUGCAAGCUUUUUGUAACGAAUAUCCCGAUUAUUACAAUAGUUUUAUGCAAUUAUUUUAUAAAUUAUUAGACAAAUUUUUACCGGCUUGGAAUGAGGAUAGAGUCAUAAUUGAUCUGUUGUCAGUAAUUUUGUUGUUUGAUCCGAAUCGACCAAAUCUUAAACACCGUCACAAUAUAAAACUUGAACAACAAUUAUACAUAUAUUUGUUGCAACGAUAUCUGCUAUUGAAACUAAAAUCCGAGUCCGAGUCCUGCGAUCAGAUCUAUCGGCUGAUGACAACAGUGUCCGAUACGCAUACAAUCAGUAAUCUUCAGCGACAUUACGGUAUCAAAGAGUAUAAAAAAUAUUUGAAAUAUUACGGACCACUGCUUCGGGAGAUGUUUUGGCCAGAUUUGGAUGACGACUAA
Oppia nitens is the source of this 1413-nucleotide messenger RNA. RefSeq names its product nuclear hormone receptor HR96-like. The record is from RefSeq and is a predicted model, not a curated record. The transcript has 7 exons. The coding region runs from base 1 to 1413 and encodes 470 amino acids. Gene Ontology annotation, molecular function: nuclear receptor activity; zinc ion binding; RNA polymerase II cis-regulatory region sequence-specific DNA binding. Gene Ontology annotation, biological process: positive regulation of transcription by RNA polymerase II; cell differentiation; negative regulation of transcription by RNA polymerase II. NCBI's taxonomy places the organism in Eukaryota, Metazoa, Arthropoda, Arachnida, Sarcoptiformes, Oppiidae.